Molecule: messenger RNA, 1404 nt
Organism: Dioszegia hungarica
Lineage: Eukaryota; Fungi; Basidiomycota; Tremellomycetes; Tremellales; Bulleribasidiaceae
Product: Ssl1-like-domain-containing protein
Exons: 9
Coding region: 1-1404 (467 amino acids)
Biological process (GO): nucleotide-excision repair; DNA-templated transcription; regulation of transcription by RNA polymerase II
Cellular component (GO): transcription factor TFIIH core complex; transcription factor TFIIH holo complex
Molecular function (GO): zinc ion binding
Source: RefSeq, a predicted model, not a curated record
AUGGCGGUAGAUACGGCGUACCAACCUCCAUCUCCAGGCUCCGACGAUGUAGACGCUAUCUCAGAGGAUGACCGCCCCGGACCCUCAAAGCGAAAGAGCAAGACCGUCAGAUCGAGGGAACAUGGCGCGGACGAGUCGGGUAGGCAGGCGUGGGAGGGGAUGUAUAAGCGGUCGUGGGACGUAGUACAGGAGGACGCAGAAGGCGGGUUGCAGGCCGCUGUGGAUAGCUUGAUAGCGAGGGGAAGAAGGAAACGAGCCCUUGUAUCGGAGACUCCACUGCGAAGAUCUAUCAUCCGGCAUCUGUUCAUCAUCCUAGACCUGUCAGAAUCAGUAAGGGAUAAAGACUUCAGACCUACUAGGUUUGAUCUCCUCCUCACAUAUCUGCGGACGUAUAUUGUCGAAUGGUUCGACCAGAAUCCACUAGGCCAGGUCGGGGUGGUACUCAUUCGAGAUAGACUGGCGGAGACGCUGGUGCCAAUGGGAGGUAAUCCUCAGGAUAUCCUUGCGGCUCUGUCAGAUAAGCGUAAACUUGAGCCAUCUGGCGAAGCGUCCUUACAAAAUGGUCUCCUGAUGGCCAAAGGCGGAAUGGCCCAUCUACCCUCCUCUUCCUCCCUCGAGACCCUCACCCUCUUCUCCUCCAUCUCCACCUCGGACCCAGACGGCUCCUACAGCAUCCAUCAACUCCUGAACGACCUCGUCCAAGCCCGUGUCCGGAGCAGCAUCAUCAGUCUCUCGGGCGAGAUCAAGAUCUGCCGCCAAAUCGCUGAGCGGACAGGCGGGAAGUUCGGCGUGGCGAUGGACGAAGAUCAUCUCCGGGAGCUCAUGUGGGAGAGUAUACCCCCGCCGGCACAGACGGUCGCGGCGAGCACGAUGGGCGUACGGUCCGCUCUGGCUGCAGGCGGCUCCAAAGGAGCUGUCGGGAAGGGGAAGCCACCUCCCGCUGGAGAUCUGAUGAUCAUGGGCUUUCCGACGCGAUUGCCUACUGGCGGAGAGACGAUGUGCGUGUGUCACGGGCUGUUGAAGAAGGGAGGGUACAUGUGUCCCCGGUGCGGGAGCAAGCUAUGUGACGUGCCGACGGACUGCGAGGUGUGCGGGUUAAUGGUCGUCAGUAGUCCACAUCUGGCUAGAAGUUUCUGGUUCCUCUUCCCCGUCGCCAACUACGACACGCUACCCUAUGAUGUGGGCAUGCAAGAAUUUGGCUCGCUAUCGCCGACCUGCUCCGGUUGCGAUGUCGACUUCCCGACCGUGGACGAGUUAGGCUUGAACAUGGGCGUCGCGGCGCAAGCGGAUGGUGUGAGCCCUACAGGUAGAUAUAGAUGCGCAAAGUGCAAGAGCGACUUCUGCGGGGAUUGCGACCUGUACAUCCACGACACGCUACAUACAUGUCCAGGAUGCUCACAAUGA